CCGGACUCAGUUACGCGGUGACCGGCCUUACGUGCGGAACUGUCUAAUGGUUUAACUACUCAGAAACAGAGCAUAUUAUGACAUAAAAAAUCGUUGAUACAUUUUAAUGGUUUAGUUAAUGAAUUCGUGAGGAGUAAAAAAAAUAUAAAACACAAUUGGUGGAUUUUAAUUGUCAACGGAUAUCGGAUUUUUUGUGAUUAAUUGUAAUUUCAAUUAAUGGAAGACAAUGGUUCAUUGACUAUUUGUGAUUGAUAAAAUCAACAGUUACUGGGUGACAUCAGCGAGUUUGAAUUGUAAGUAGAGUUUCAUCGAAAAAGUUAUCAAGAAAAUGAUGGAAUACCCAGCACUCUAUCACAAGUUGUCCAAAGUUUCAUUGACAAGCACGAUGUAACAGUGUUAUCCAAAUCCCAUCUCCAACCCUCAUAUGACUCUUGAUGUUAUUUCAUUUGUUUUUUUUUUGUUGAGAGUAAGAACAUUCCCAGUGUGAUUAUGAUGAUUUUGAGCACGUGGUGAGAGUUUGGAAAAACCCCUUGAGCACAUCCCGACACUUUUGUUGUCCUGAUUAUUGAAUAUUGAAUGAGACAUCAAUUGAAAGCACAAGUAGUUGGUUGGUUGUACCAGUAACAAGGUGCCUACGUCUCGUCGAAUGUAGGAAACCGAGGAUAAUUCACGAGGAGCAACAAUUUCACCAGUGGGAUUAUAACCGGAAGUGAAUGACUGAUGUCAAUCUGAAGAAGUAUCUUGGACAAGUGUUGGUGGUGUUGAAUCAUUGGAGGAUUUAAUCGUGUGGGCAUUGUCACACGUACUUGUCUGGAUAUAAUCAAGGGUGAAGAGUUAGCCGCAUGCGAGUCCCAAGGUCAGAGGUGUGGAACGAGAGGAUUUACAAUCGUCAGGACCUCAUCGGCAACGAUCGGGUCCUCAAUGCCAUUUGGAGGGACACAAGAGCACCACCAGCGACUCUGGCAGGUCGGUUGUGUCUCACGUCAACAAAUAUAUCAUAAGAGAAUUAAAUUGAAAAUUCUCAGAUGUAUUUAGUCAGUUUAUAAAUUUUUUUUUCAAUCAUUCCUCGGUGGUCUAUGUGGAUAAACGUUUAGUUUAUGCUUUUUUAAUCAUUGGACUAUUUUUUAAAAAUCUGCACUCGAGUUGAUAUUGGUUAUUUUUCCAUUGAAUGUCAUCUUCGUUAUGCAGUUGUUGGAUUUUUUAAAUGGAAUAAGGGGGGGUCAGUAGACGGUUAUAAGGACAUGACGGUGUUGGAGAUAUAUUGAGGGUGAAUUUGUUGGUUGGAAGAUUGUUGAGGUGAUUGUUUUAUCGAGAUAACGUUGAGGAUCAAGGGAGUGCGAAUAUGCGUACUGUCAGUGAUAAUGCCGGGACUAAAACAACUGUUCAACCCGUGACUGGGGGCAGUGGGUUGAGGGGUAGCGUUGGGGAUAGUCAUGUUGAUGAGUGUACUGUUGCUGCUCAUGUUGGUCCCAGGAGCAUUCACCAUGGUAUUGUUUACCCGGUCAACAGCCGGGUUGCUUUUGCCGAUAGCAACAAUAAUCAUGAUCAUCAUAGGAAUCUUGAGAGUCAGGAGCAGGGGCAUAAUGCUGAUGAUGCUUGGACAAAGUGGCAAUUGCAUACGCCGACUGGCGAUAACGACUGUGAAAAGGGAUUUGAGACCCAGAUAUUGGACUCCAGAGCCUCUGACGAGCAUCAGAGGCCCACGGUGCUAACUUGCCCUGAUCGUGGCUCAACAACUACUGCAAUCACGACGACCUCCACGACGACCACGGGCACUGCCUUCACGGUCGCAUCAAGUAUGCUUCUGCUGCAGACCCAGAGCCCAUUCGGAUGUAGCAGUUUUGCGGACCUCCUAAGUGCCCCUUAUACAGACCCCACGGAUGCAGCGAAUCUGCCCGAGGAGCUCGACCCCUUCCCCGAGCUACAGCUUGGGAAUCCCCAGAACGUUUCUGAAGACGUACCCAUGCAUCAGCAGAUGCAACACCACAGGCCGUUACCUGGCGAUGUUCAUACAGACUCACUCAGUCCCACCCCCUUACCGAGCUUUCAAGAGACUUACACAGUUCAUCAGCGUUAUACUCGUCAAGAACUGCAGAGUCUUGGUAUAAAAAUGGACGACGAGUGUUUCGAUGCACUGCAGUAUGCCUGCAAUGAUCCAACCUACACCGGUGAAUUUUCCACAACUGUACCAUAUCACCACCCCCAACAACAUCAUUACCAUCAUCAUCAACGCCACGACCAUCAUCAUAAUAGCACGGUACUUCAUCAACGAGACAUGUAUUCGAGUGUACCAAUGGCAACUGCCUACGGACAGCCACCAAGUCUCGUGGGUCCACAAUCUGCUCCAAGUCUCGGGGGUAACAAUGUCAUUCGAUCACGGGCUCCAAUGCUGCAGAGAUCUGAUUCUACAAGUAGUGGCAGUAAUCAGGAAUCGCCCAAGCCUCGAAGGAGCGGUUCAAGUGGAAAUCUCACUUCCAUACCGUCGCCAGGAGGCACCGAUCGUGCACCACAAAGUCCCAGUCAACUCUGUGCUGUUUGUGGAGAUACUGCCGCUUGUCAACACUAUGGUGUGAGGACCUGUGAAGGGUGUAAGGGCUUCUUCAAGAGGACAGUACAGAAGGGCUCAAAGUACGUCUGUCUGGCUGAGAGGGCAUGUCCUGUUGAUAAGCGACGGCGCAAUCGAUGCCAAUUUUGUCGAUUCCAAAAGUGUCUCAAAGUCGGCAUGGUUAAAGAGGUCGUCAGAACAGAUUCACUGAAAGGUCGUCGAGGUAGACUACCGUCCAAACCAAAAUCCCCUCAAGAAUCUCCACCAAGUCCGCCCAUAUCCCUGAUAACUGCCUUAGUCCGAGCGCACGUUGACACAACCCCUGAUUUAGCCAAUUUGGACUACUCACAAUAUCGUGAGCCCGGGCUCAACGAAGUUCCCGUUACCGAGGCGGAAAAAAUUCAACAAUUCUACAAUCUCCUGAUGACAUCGGUCGAUGUCAUUCGCAAUUUUGCGGAUAAAAUUCCUGGCUUCACUGAUCUAACUAAAGAGGAUCAAGAAUUACUCUUCCAAUCAGCGAGUCUCGAGCUCUUUGUACUUAGGCUGGCUUAUCGUACCCGAACCGAUGAUGCACGAUUAACAUUUUGCAAUGGAGUUGUAUUGACACGUGCACAGUGUCAAAGAAGCUUUGGAGAUUGGUUGCACGGUAUUAUGGAAUUCUGUCAGGCACUUCACACACUCGAUGUGGACAUCAGUGCGUUUGCCUGUCUCUGCGCUAUCACUCUUAUCACAGUUAGGCAUGGUCUCAAAGAGCCUCACCGGGUUGAACAGCUGCAGUCAAAAAUAAUAUCAUCCCUUCGCGAUCACGUGACAUACAAUGCCGAGGCCCAACGAAAGACAAAUUAUUUGUCACGACUACUCGGUAAAUUACCAGAACUCAGAAGUCUAUCAAUCCAGGGUCAUCAGCGAAUAUUCUACCUGAAAGUUGAGGAUCUAGUACCUGCACCACCCCUCAUCGAGACUAUGUUCGUCGGUACUCUACCAUUUUAAAAGGGAUCCAUAAUGAAUGUAAUGUAAUUAUCACCCGCCAUUUUGAUUUCUUUUCAUCCAAUGGAGACCUCAAAAAAGUUAGUAUUCGCACAGAAUUUUCUUGAAUAAAGGACACAUUUCCCAAGACGUUCAAUUUCACCGGUUCGCAGGGCGAAAUAGUGACAACCGUAAUAUUACCGAUAUUACGUUAAUAUAUUACAGUAAUUAAUAUUACGAUGGAGAAUAUUACGGAGAAUAUAAUUACGGGUUGAAAUAUUUAAGCUGUGAUUUAACCGCAUGAGGGAAAAUUUAAGAAUUUGCACGAAAAGCAGAAGCUGCGGAAAGCUAGACACCAGAGGAAUCCCGUCGUUUUUCUAACGCUAAUUAUUUGCGAAAAUAAUUCAAAGACCAAUAGUCAGGGAAAAGCUCGAGACUCUGGGGCAGUAAAAAGACUCUAUUUCCCAUGAAAAUAUAAAAAUGAAAUUAAUGCAUUAUUUCCUCCUACAUCAUAAACCAAAUUGAAUUAUGUAAUACUAUUUACUGUAAUAUCCCCAUCGAUUACCAAUGUACUCAUUAGCCAGGCGCUGAAAUUUGACACAGUUCUGUGGACUGUAUUUCUUUCAAUUUUUUCGCCUUCUGAGCUCCCCAAUUUUCUCGGUGAAAUGUGCUCACGUUAAAAAAAUUACUCCUGAAUUAAGAAUGAUGUUAAAAAUUCAGUAGUAAUGUUCUCAAUUUUUAAGCACAUUUUUUCAUCAGACGAAAUUCUCCCGAAUUCAAGAAAAAAAAUCUCUGAGCACCAAUAAAUGAAGAUGAUUAAAAAAAUCAAUAUCGUGGGGACUCUUUCAACAUAUCAGGACAGAACGAAGGGAGUCAAAAGGUUACCUCAAAGAAGAAUUUCAUUUCCCUUUGAUGUUUAUAAAAUACUCACAACGAGGCACAUUUUUAUUGCCACUAAAUGAUUAACAAAAUAAUAAUUAUUCGUGAAAAUUCGCGAACCCUUCGUACCAGUCCUCAUAUUUACAUAUAUGUGAUUUUAGUAUUUUAAGGGAAAGGUAUAUGAAACUAAACGGCGUUGUACUCGGAAGUGAUGUCCACUCCAGGGUUAAUGAUCAUUAGAUAGUUUUUAAAGGAGAAUGAAUUACCAUGAUAUGAUUUUAGUAGAUUUUAGGUAUUUUAAAGUAAUUGUAUAAAGAUAUACCUUGAUAGUAAGAAAAAACUUAAAUUGUUUCAUUUUUAUUAUUAGCAACGAUGAUACCGUGGCAUAAAGUUACCUUUUACGUUAUGAAAUAUUAAUUUUAAUCAAACUAACUUAGAUGAAAAAAUGGAUAAAUAAGUGACAUUUCUAUUUAUACGUAAUUUUAUGCUAUUUUACCAUUCGAACACUGUUUAUCUAUUGCCGCUGUUUUCACUUACUGUCUUCACUCCUCCAACAAAUGUUAAAAUAUUCUUAUCUAUUUUAUGCCCCCCUUUUCCCUUUAUCUGUCGAUCCUAAUGUUACAAUUUGCAUAAUGAAAUUAAUCACUUUUUCAACUACAUAUUUACAAUUUUCGUAAAUAAUAGUAAAAAGAUUAAGAAAAUAAUUAUAUCGAGAUGUUGAAUUCUCUUAAUCGUGCCUCCUCCCUAGAAAUUACUCUACAAUUUAAUAUAUUUCGAAAGAGAGAGAUGAAAAAUUUACAUGUUGUGUGUUUCUAUUUGUUUCUACACAUUUUUUUGACGUCAUUAAAAUGUACAAAAAACAGUUGGAUGAUUAUUAAAGCAUCGCUCCCUCAAUGAAUUCCCCCUCUAGUGCACAAAUGAAUUUCUCUCUUAAUUUGUUGUCAAUUCCCCAAAAAUUGCACAAAAUCGUUUCACUGUUAAAUCUCAAGAAUUAGAAAGAGAAUUAAAUACAAAUAAUUGUUGUAUCACUUAGGAUUUCAUGAGUCAUUUAUAAAGAGAGAUAAGAUCAUUAUGAUUUUCGAAAUAAUUAUUUUGAUGGUUGUUUUCCUUUUUGAAUCACGCUAUCCCACCACCUAAUCGUACAACGUAGGUAGACGAAGUUUUUUCUUAAAAAAUGAUAUGAAAAAUGGUGCAAAAAAAAACAUGAUAGAGUUGACUUUACACGAAUUUGUUACUUGUAUUAUACUGUAUGAGUUACGAAGAGUUUUAUGCAUUCAAUCGCCAAUGGCCUCAAAGAGUAUAUUAAAAAAUUGAAAGAAAAAAAAAGUGAAAAAAAAAUCCUCGAUUUAUACAAAACAAAAUUAUUAUUAUUUUUUAAUAGUGAUUGGCCAGUACUGAAUGAAUGUGCGCAUUUACCGUGAAAAUCGAUGAGAUUUUAAGAAUAUGAAUGUAUUUUUAGAGAAAAGGGAAUGGGAGACAAUGCCCUUGAGCACUGAGAAAAAAAAAAAACUUUUGCAUAACUAUUUAAUUGUGAAGAAGGAAGAGAUAUUAAAUUUUUUGUGGGACAAAUUUCUAUUAUUUUAUUAUUGCUAUUGUAUACCUGACAAUUUCGCACACGCGUGAAAAUGAACCUUCAAUAAACACAGUGACGAUUCAUCCUGCUGCGACCUGAUAAGAACAUUACUUAAUUAUCGAUUACAUUAACUAAUGACUAAUGUUACCACUUUAAUAUACGUAACAGGUGAGGAGUGAGGUAAUUAGAUUUUAAAGUAAGGUGGCAGUGACGUGAUGAUAUUGGUAGGGAAGUGGUAAAAUAUCAUUAUUUACCUCCACAACGAGUGAGAUUUUUAUAAGGAACUGUUAAAAGAUUUGCACAAUGAGGAAUUUUCUGGACUUCAGAAAAAUUCAUUGACUUUUCCGAUAAUAAUCGUUCGUUUGAAGGUAAAUCUAUAAUAACGGCAGACCUAAAAUCGAGGGAUUAUUGAAUUUCACUAAUCAGUUGGUAAAAAAAUUUUUGAUUUUUUAUUAAUACAGACUUUUUCAAGCCUCUGUUUUUAUUACUAUAAGCGGUGCUAUGAAUUAUCUUUUGUAACUGUUGGUAAUUUUUUUCAAGAUUGUUAAAUAAUUAAGAAACUGUAAUUGUCUGGUACUGUCUGUUCUAUUCGCCAAGUGCUGCUAACUAUCAAACGAUGCCCCAACUGUUUUCAAAGCAAAUCAGUGGCUUUAGAAUAAAAUUCAAAAGGUCUCUAAACAAUUUUUUCAGAUCAUUUCCUCUUGUUGAUUUCUGCCAAAUAAUCCCAUUCCUUAAUAGACUUUACCACUUCCUUAUUGGCCCCAACAAAAAAAAGGAUAAAUCGGUGCCAGUGCGAUACGCGAGGACUAUGAUAAUGCGCAAUAUAAAGUUGUAUUAAAAAUAAAAAUCAUGAGAAAAAGAAAAUUCAGUGACCUUUUUAAACACGUCUUUAUGCGUUACGGAGUUUACGCCACGCGCGAUCAACCACGAAUCACUGCUGUUAAGAAUACAUUAUAUGUUGUAUAUUAUAUAUAAAUUAAUAUCGAAGUAUAACGAUUGACUCUGUUAGGCGCCGGUCCACUGCUUUGUAUAAUAGUUGGCAAAAAUUACGAGGAAACAAAUUAAAAGAACAAUUUUCUGUUCAUUUUUUUUCCUGUACGAUACUCUAUAUCACUCGCGAGGAACAUGAUAUUCCACAUAAAAAGAAUCGCCUACGUGUGUUUUUGCAGAUGCGCGAAACAUUCAUGGAGAUGAAUAGCAAAAAAUUAAGUGAGAUGGGGUUAAAUGAAUUUGAGAAUGGAAACCUGAAGAUUGAUAUGGCAAUCGUCAUGGAUAUAUUUUAUAGAUGAAAAAUUUGAGAUAAAAAAUGAUAUAUUUAUGAGAAAUAAUUGAUAUGUGAUAUAUAGGGGAUAAGGCACGCAAAAACGCCCCUUGCAAAUGCUUUAUAACAAAUGUAUUCUACAAUCGUUUCAUUAAAUCCGAUUCAAAGUGAAGUUAUGGCUCUAUUUAUUUGUCAUUCCCCGAAACAGCUAUUUAUUUAUCGAUAAAUGAGUGAGUAUAAGUCUAGAGACUGAUCCUCCUCACAUUCUAAUGUGAGGAGUUUUGUACCU
Molecule: messenger RNA, 7513 nt
Organism: Diachasmimorpha longicaudata
Lineage: Eukaryota; Metazoa; Arthropoda; Insecta; Hymenoptera; Braconidae
Gene: Hr38
Product: probable nuclear hormone receptor HR38
Exons: 8
Coding region: 1343-3535 (730 amino acids)
Biological process (GO): regulation of transcription by RNA polymerase II; cellular response to corticotropin-releasing hormone stimulus
Cellular component (GO): nucleus; transcription regulator complex
Molecular function (GO): nuclear receptor activity; nuclear glucocorticoid receptor binding; zinc ion binding
Source: RefSeq, a predicted model, not a curated record